Amoebophrya sp. A25 is the source of this 3627-nucleotide messenger RNA. NCBI's taxonomy places the organism in Eukaryota, Dinophyceae, Syndiniales, Amoebophryaceae. The record is from the annotation of a GenBank genome assembly.
CUUCUUUAGGGUUUUUAAGCUGAUUCAUUCGUUUAGGUUUGAAUUUUGGACCCAAGAAGAAAUGUCAAUAGGCGAACGUGUAGACAUUUUCGGAUGCUGCGUACCUGGUACAGGAGGGGGAGCAGCAGCAGAAACAGGGAGAGGAGACAUUAGCACAGCCACUCAACAAGAUGAACAACAAGAUGAAGCUGCCGCUAAACAACAAGAUGAACAAGUUGCCGCUAACGCGAUAAGUCACUACAUGUUGGCGGUGCUUCAGUAUCGCCCUUUCUGUGUGUGGGCAAGGAUUCUGGAAUCCGAAGAACCCGGUCCUAAGUUAAGGCUACAAGAGGAAGGAAUCCAUCCUCAGGGACAUCAAUCUUUAUCUUGUUCCUGGUGGGUUUUUAAAGUUUUCAAAGGGAAAAAGAGAUCCAAGAUCUUUCUCCCGGGUUUUCAAAGGAAAAAGAGAUCCAAGAUCUUUCUCCCGUUUUCAAAGGGAAAAAGUAGAGAUCCAAGGAAGAUGCUGCUGCUGAGUGAUGGGUUUCUCUGUUAGUUCUUCUAACUAAAAAGAAUCCGAUUGAUGAGUUUCUCUGUUAGUUCUUCUAACUAAAAAGAGAAGCGCGAUUGUGUUUGCUUUACAAACGGACUAUCGUAUAUCUACCGGCGUCUACGGACCAGGGAACGAAGCGGAAAGAGACCUCCGCUUAGCGGAGAUUGAUCGACUUGUACAAGAGAUGGAAUUUUCGAGGACGUCCUCAUCAGGUUCAGGGUCAAAGACGCGAGGUGGAGAACGUGCCAGGUGUUACUUGAAGUUAUGCUUGCUGGUUGUUGGUACUAAAGUAUGUAUAUUUCAACACUUCCUUGUGGGACGUAUCAAUUUUGAGUCACUAACAAGAACAACUACAUGUCCAAAAUAAUAAGGUUUCUUGGUCUUCUCUAAAGCAGCAUGUUCACCAAUAGAAGUUCGCUAAUAGAGGCAAUGCGUGCUUGGAUGUUGAGGGAUCUGCGCGAAGCGUGCAACUUUUUCCUAGAUGCUGUGAAGCUUUUUUCCGCAGAGAAAGGUGAGAUCGACCUGUUUGCCUGCAAGCGAGCACAAUUAAUGGGCUUGUUUUUGGGGGAGCCGAAACUUAUACUGGAAUUAAGGCUACUACCGCUAGUUCUAGUAGAGUAAAUGCAUCUUGCUUCCAAGUAUCUCGUUCCGAAGCCUCUGAAUCGAUCCCGUUCCUCAAGAGAAGCAGGCCUCAAGGUGUUCCUGGAGAUGAACAAUUUGUGAUUAUCAAUCUUUCUAAUAGAGGCGAGCACUGCUGUAGAAGCCUUUUUUGUACAAGAAGAAGGACUACAAGAAGCGACUGAAGAUGUUCAUCCAGGGCAUGCAAGUAGGUAUAGGCCUUGGAAGAAGGCAGUUCCCGCGCAGAUGUCGUACUGGUACGCGAUGCAUGCUUUCGCUUUGGAGCAAACGAGUGGGUGGGAAGCCGCGGAAGCACUUGUCGAGUUGGGCAAACAGGUGAAGCAAUCGAUGACUGGUGUCUACUACGGAUUGAGGAGUCUUCUAGCUACAGAUGUAGAUCAUAAAGGAGUAGUUGUAGAAGAAGCACCUCCUGCUCCUGCAGUAGAAGGUGCCGCUGAGAACCACCAGCUAGCAGAUCCACAUUCCUCAGCAAAUACUGGAGACCGAGGUGGCGAUCGAGUUUUCGAUCCCUGGCUGCUGCAUAGCGAGUUGCAUAUGCUUCAUCGAACGAAGAGCUGGAAGGGGAUCACCGAAGCCAUAGAAACCUACAUGGAAACGGAAGUUGAAAACACUAUACAUAGAGGUGAUCGGGAUGGUUCCAUACGCUUGAUUCUGGGACAAAAAAUGCACGUCUUUCUGUACACUUAAGGCUUCAAGAUAAAGUCCAUCUUUGCCACCAGCUCCUAGUUCUUAUAAGGGAAAAAGACGGGUUCUUAGCUCCAGUUUCUUGUAAGUCAAAGCCUCCGGCACCACCACCAGAAAAAUGCUCCUCCAAAGGAAAGAAUAUUUGACCAGAAUGCUCCACAGAAAAGAUCAUUAUUCUUUAACUACUUCAGGAUCUAGUUCUUAUAGGGAUAUUACUACUAGGGCUAGCGGAAGCGGAAGGAUAGAAAGACCUAGCUCUAACACGCGCACCUCUGGUGGCAUGCUGGGGUAGCGUACGCCGAGGAAGGUGAGCUGGAAGAAACAGAAUGGAUUCUACGCAGCAGAUGCUGGGAUUGCUUCAAUUAGGGAUUCAACUAGGUCUACGUCUACCUGCUCAUCUGAGUCAAAUCUACGUCUACUGACGUCUUUGUUUCUUGACGUACUUUGGGUGCCUGACUGUUACUGUCAAACUCCACCGUCACAGAAUAAUUUGAAGGAUCACCAUCUGGUCAUUCCCCUUUUACAUAAGAUAGACGAGCUUGUCCUAUGGCUCCGUAGGCUCUAUUAGUUCAUUGCAUCGUUGUAUCAUAUACAUGAUUUUCUAAUUUAAAAAAAUCGCAAUCCCCGUGAUGCCAUGCACAGGGAACAACCUCAGCAAAAUUUCUUCGGCAGAAGUUUCUGGUGUGGCGGAUAGUACUGGUGUGCAGAAAGGAAACCUCCUACAGGAUCCAGGUGUGCAACUGAAUGCUUUAGGCCUUUUGUGGCGACUACUAGAAAAUAAAGGUAAGCCAAAACCUUCCAGUAGCAGUAGAGCUGCAAGAACGGAAUCAACAGAAAGUAGAGAAGCACACGACAACUCCACAGCUGUUUCGACAACAAAAGGAGAAGGAGAAAAGAAGAAAGGAGGAGAAAAGAAUGAAGCAAAAGGAGAAAAGAACCUCAAGAGCAUCAAUGAGGGAGAAGACCAAGAUAUCUGGUAUACAUUUGUGAAGUCGAGUGGAAACUCGGACAAAAUUGUGGUCGAUCCAGCGAAAGCACUCGAUAGAUUCCGAAGCGAGAUCAUGGGCGUUUUUAUGGCUAGUGCGAGACCACUGGAUCGAAGAAUUGUCCUUGUUUCUACAAGAUGACUUCUUGAGCAAGAAGAUGAUUAUCAACAAAAGCUGGAUUCGAAUUCUAUUAUGGUUUUCAAGCAUUACCGAUAAAAGAAACGUUCUCCUCUUCCUCUAACACCUUUACUCCCCAUCUCGACCCUCUCCUCGAUGUCUUGUAUCUUCGAGUUUUACCAGAUGCAGGGGCACGAACCGCUUUCGCGAGAGGCAUCCGCACAUUUGCCGAAAAGAGUGGCAGAGAACAAUUGAAGAAUGCAGCGGCGAUAGCAGAGACGGUGGUGGAGAUUCUAGACCAGAGCGAUGCUGAAGAUGCGAAAGAUAGACUACAGAAAGCGGACCUUUCAUGUCUCGGCAACAGUUGGGAACAAAGAGCAGUUUUAGAAUUGUUGUGGAACAGCGAGUGAAAGUCGUGGCGGAAAAUUCAUGGAACAAAUGUGAAAGUCGUGGACGAAGAAAUGCAAAGGGUGGCACCGUCACCGAGUAAACCAUGUAGAAUAUAAGAUGGACAAUGAUAAUGCAAAGAAUUUAUGGAGAAGAUGAUCAUGAUAAUCAUUGUUGUCGUAUUCUCGGGAUGAUAGUGUAAGUAUCAGGGAGAACUGGCUGUACUAUACUCAUUCUGACAAUUCUUGUCAAGGAGAAGAAUAAUAUUGCCGUAUGAAACAAGAU